AUAUCCAUAUGCACAUCCAUAUACAUAUGGUAUUUUAUAUAUAUAUAUAUAUAGAUAAUAUCUCGUUGGGCGUAGUAAUAAAAGUGGUAAGUCACACUGGAGGACUAGCGUCCUCAAGCGUCACUUUUGACGAACAUUACACCUUCAAUGGUUAAGCAAAUUCCUGUGCCACAGGCAAAAUAUGAAUUGUUAACAGACGUUCGACAAUCACGUUGGAAAACACAAGUUUUAUGCUUAGUAUUGGUAUCUCUGAUAGUUGGAAUUCUUUUUGUAACACGUGCAUGGUUAGGCAUUAUUAUCCUUCAGUCUUCAAGAACUGAAACAUUUGAUACAGAAACAAUAGAUAAUGCCAAGGUUGUUACGUGGUUACGUCGGGCUCGGAUGUACGCCGAAUCGACGAAGGAGAACCAGAAUGCGAACAGGAACAACAGUAUCAGUUCGCCACAACACUUCUACACCAAUUCCUCAGGGCAGAUCAUUGUCUGUUAUUACACCAUAUCGAGCGACCUGAACACGCUCUGGGAGCUCAGUCCGUCGAACAUUGACCCUAAUCUUUGUACGCAUAUUAUCGUGGGUUUUGCGGGCGUGGUAAAUUGUAGUCUCAAUUUGGGUAAUAAUUCAUCAAUCUAUAAAGAAGUUAUUGCUUUGAAAAAGUUUCAACCUGAAUUAAGGGUCAUGAUUAGUGUUGGCGGCAAUAAUGAGCUCCACUUAGGUUUUUCAGAAAUGGUAAAAAAUCAUGCAAAUAGAAAAAGAUUUAUAAAAUCAGUUUUAAAUGUAACAAGAACAUUUGGUUUUGAUGGACUAGACUUAGAUUGGGAAUUUCCUGCAUGGCUUGGAGCUGAUGAACGAGAAAAAAUUCGUUUUGUACAAUUAUUAGAAGAAUUACGAAAAGAAUUUUACCGAGCAAAAGAAACAUUAAUUCUUUCUGUUGCAGUAGCUGCUCCACAAGCUAUUGUUGACCAAAGCUAUAUGGUUACAGAAAUGGCAAAGUACAUAGAUUUUGUGAAUUUGAUGUCAUAUGACUACCAUUUUUAUGUAUGGUAUUAUCCAAUUACCGGACUUAAUGCGCCUCUUUUCUCACGAGCUGCUGAAUCUGGUUAUCUUUCUACUCUAAAUGUUAAUUUUUCGGUUCAUUACUGGCUUUCAAAAGGAAUGCCAGGAGAAAAAUUAAUUAUUGGAAUUCCUACUUAUGGCCAUACUUAUAGAUUAGAUAAUUCGCUGAAUCAUGGUUUACUCGCACCAGCAAAUGGCUUCGGUAAAUUAGGAAAUAUGGGUUUUGUUUCUUAUCCUACAGUUUGUGAAUUCCUUCGAAAUGGUGCAAAAAGUGUUUUUGAACUUGAAAGCAAAGUUCCUUAUGCUUAUAAAGAUAAGGAAUGGAUUUCUUAUGAUGACAUUACAAGCAUCUAUUAUAAGGCUGAAUGGAUUCGAGCAAAUAAUUUUGGUGGUGCAAUGAUACUGUCUUUAAAUGUUGAUGAUUGGAAUAAUACAUGUAAAUUUAAUGAAAGCUUUCCUUUAACUCGUACUAUUAUGAAAAUCCUCAGGUAUCAAGAAAAUUAAUGCAUUUUUGAAAAACUUUUUGUUAUAAUUUACAUUCCUCAUAGAAAUAUUGCAUUCCUAAACUAUUUAAUUAAUUAUUAUUAAUUUUUAAUUAAAAUAUUUAAUUUUUCAAAAUUAUUAUUCAUUCUAAAAAUAUUAUUUAAUAUAGUAUCAUAAUAUUAUUAUGAUGAAAACAAAAAUAAUUUUAUAUACAUAAUUCUUUCUCUUUCAAAAGAACAUUUUUCAUUAUAUAAAAAUUUAUAUUUGCAAUUAUUUGCAUGUAAUAAAAUGCAAUUAUAAUUUUAAUUUAAAAAUUAAAUAUUGAAAUUAUAUAUUCUUUUUUUUAUUAUUAGAAUAUAAUAUCAUUAUAUAUCAUUUAUAGUCAUAUAUGAAAAAAAAUUAAAGAUUAAUAGUAGAAAAUUUAUUAAUAAUAUAUAUGUAUUGAUUUUGAAUGAAAAUUCUUGUAAUAUAAAUCUAAUGAUAAAGAUAGAAAUUAAUUUAUUUGUAAUAUAAAUACUUGUUAAAAAUCUUUAUGCGCAAAUAUUACUAUUUGAUUAGAUCACUUAAAUACACGUUUUUUUGGAAAGUUCUGUAAGUAUAUGCAAACGCUUAUUAUGUAUUCCAAUAAAAUAAUUAUGCAUUCCAAUAAAAUGUUUUGAAUAAAAAUUAAUUAUCAAUUGCUUAUAUAUUUGAAUAUUAAAGAUUUAUAAAUAAUAUUUUUUUUUCGAUAUAAUUAUAAUUUUUUAUUUCAAAAAUUGUAGCUGAUACAGAAACAAGUUCAAUAAUUUUCAAAUGACUUUUAAUUCAAGAACUUAAAUUUAUUUAAUAGAAAAUAAAGUAUUAAAUAUCAUUAUUAAAAAAUAAAGAAUCAAAAUUUGAGAUAUUUUAAAGAAAAUCAAUGGUAAUUUUUAAAAAUAUCUAAUAUCAAAAUAUAUAAGUAAUUGAUCUAUAAUUAACAUUUAUUCAAAACAUUUUUUUAUUAGAAUUAUUAAGAAUUUUUGAAAAAUAAUGAAUAUUAAAUAUUUAUAUGGACAUGCUAUAUAUAUUUGCAUAUAAAUAUUGCACUAUUCCUUACAGCUUAUAGUUUUCUUAUUUCAUUCUUACUGACCAAUAUUUUUUAGAACAAUGUUCCCAUUUUAUAAAUGUGCAACUUACUUAUAUCCAUUUUUUAAAUAAUUACUUCAUUGCACAUAAUUUAAUUGUGUAAUUUUAUUAAUUGUGGGCAUUUAAGUUGCAAUUAUUAAUCAUAUAUCACAAAAUUAGUAUUUAUCCUAUUUCCCAUUAUUUUUAAAAUUUAUUGUUGCUAAUAUAUUUCUUAUUCAAAUAAUUUCAUUAAUUUUUCUAUGAUACAAAAUUAUAUAUACAUAUAUAUAAUAUUAUAUGUACAAACAUGUAUCUAUUAAUUAUAAUUAGCAACAAUUAUUUUUAUUAUUUUAGUAAUAAUUAUUUUAUUUUUAUUUUACUUAUUUAUAGUUUAAUAUGCAAUUAUUGAUAUGUAUUGUUCUUAUAAAUGUUGAUAAGUGCUAAUUUAAAAAUUUAUAUAAAAAAUAAAUAAAAUUAAAACAAGAUAAAUGUUAAAUUAUAUUUAUGAAAAUAUAUAAAUAAUAAAUUAAUAAGCAUAGUAAUAGCAUAGUAAUAAUAAAUUAGUUUACAAAAAAUUAAAAUUUUUUUAAUAAAUAAAAUUUCAGAAUUUAAUAUUAGAAUAAUUUCAAGAAAUAAAAAUGUUUAGAUUAAUGAUUUUUUCUUUUUAGUAUUAUAAUUAAUUCAACAUUAGUUCUUAAAUUAGUAAAUUAUAUUAAUAUUUUGAUAUUGAAUUUGCCGUAAUUUUUUUUAUAUUAUUAUUUCUAUAUAAUUAUUGAUAUUAUUAUUAUAUAAUGAAUAUUAUAAUCAUUUUUAAAAAAUUUGCUUUAAUAGCAUUUAAAAAAAAUGAUUUGUUUUUAAAUUUAGAAAUCAAAAAUCUACAUGUGAUAGAUAUUAUGAAAUAUAUAAUUUAAUAUAUAUAAUUAUUAAAAAUAAUUAUUCUAUUUAAUUGCAUUAUAAUGAUAAUUUAAUUAAUUAAUUAAUUUUAAAAAUAUUUUUUAUUAAAUAAUUUUGAGAUGAUUAUAUUACAGUUUCUUAGAUUAAAAUUUUCAAUAUUUUUUAAAAAUUUUAAAUUAAAAAUUAAAAAGAAUUAUAUUUACAUUAUAUUGUAUAGUGAUAUACAUUUAAAAAUAUUAUAAUUUUUUUUUUUAAGAAGUUUGUUUUCAAUUUCAGUUGAAAAACAUAAUUUAAAUAAUAUUAUUUUUAAAAUUCAUGUAUUAUUUUUCUACUAAUUAAUUUGUUUAAAUUUAUUAGUUUUAAUUUUAUUAUCGAAUUAUAUAAUCAAAUGUUGAAAUAAAAUGUGCCAUAUUAUUAUAAAUUUAAAAAAUAACUUGCGUAUACUUGAAAACAUAUUUAUUAUAAUGAAAUUAAUAAAUUGAUUGUAGUAAAAUUGCUUACCACAAGGAAAAUAAGAAUUACCGUAUUAUUUAUUUAAUGUUAUAAAAAUUAAUAAAAUAUUACUAAAAAUUAUUAUUGCAAUAAAACUAUGAAAAUGAUUUGUUAUUUAAUAAAAAUUAUUUUAUUGUAAUCAAAGUCAGAUAUCAAAUAUAUAAAAAAUGUAUGCAUAUAAUUUAAUUAUAAAGAAAUAAUUUUAUUUAUUAGAUAUUAUUAUUAUUAGAAUUAAUAAAUUAAAUUAUGAAAACAUAAAAAAGAAAAAUGUUUUUAGUUUAUUAAAAUAAAUGGUAUUCUCUUAGUUUUAUUGCAGUAAAGAUAAAAAAUUCUAUAAGAUAGUUUUAAAUAUUAAAAAUUCGUCUAUGUCUGAAUAGAAUUUUUAACUUAAUUAAUGUAUGUGAUGUUUUCAUUUCACUAUGCAUAUCUUCUAUUCAUGUAAUGAAAAAUUUAAUAAAAAGUAUUAUUAAAUCAA
Messenger RNA from Apis cerana (Asiatic honeybee), 4480 nucleotides. RefSeq names its product chitinase-3-like protein 2. Gene Ontology annotation, biological process: chitin catabolic process; carbohydrate metabolic process. Gene Ontology annotation, molecular function: chitin binding; chitinase activity. Gene Ontology annotation, cellular component: extracellular region. The record is from RefSeq and is a predicted model, not a curated record. Lineage: Eukaryota; Metazoa; Arthropoda; Insecta; Hymenoptera; Apidae.